AUGGCGCCGGGUCCGAGGCUGGUGCUGUCUGAGGAGAAGGUCCGGGAGCGCAGCGGCCUGGGGCCUCACCGCGAUCUGGCUGAGCUUCGGUCGCUGUCUAUCCCUGGAACGUACCAAGAGAAGAUCACCCACCUUGGAAACUCUCUGAUGCGUCUGACAGUCCUGAAGUCUUUGGAUCUCUCUCGCAACUCCUUGGUUAGUCUAGAGGGCAUCCAGUACCUGAUCUCCUUGGAGAGUCUCAACCUCUACUACAACUGCAUCGCGUCCUUGGCGGAGGUGUUUCGGCUGCACUCCCUCACAGAGCUCCAGGGCCUGGACCUCCGGCUGAACCCUGUCGUGAAGAAUGAGUCUGACUACCGCCUGUUCUUGGUGCACAUGCUCCCCAAGCUGCGGCAGCUGGAUGACCGUCCUGUCAGAGACAGUGAGCGGAAGGCCUCCCUGCUGCCUUUUGCCUCAGAGGACUCGCUGGACUCAAAGGAGAGCUUCCCAGCUGCCUUAAAGGUCGGAAGACCACACCACUCCAGGGCCAGGUGCACUGACCCCUCAGCCAGGAAGUGCUUGGUCAUGGAUGCAGAUGACGAGGCGGUCCUGACCCUCAUUGCUGAGUGCGAGUGGGACCUAAGCAACCCCCCUGGGGGCUUGAGCUCCAGCCAGAAGGAGCGUGAGGCUGACCACCACCACAGCCAAGAAUCCAGAUGUCUGUUGAACCCUCCGUCCAUCCAGCACCAGUGUGGGGACUCUGCAAGGAGGGGCCACGAGAACAAGAAAGGCAGCUCCAGAGGCUGCUGUUCAGAGCAGCCUCCUCAGGACCAGCACUGUGGGGAGUCUCCCCCACCGCACGGAGACCCUGAGGCCUGCCGCACACACGGGCUGCACGCCCACUCCACCCCGCACCCAGCCUCCACGGACAUCGAGGGCUCUGUGUCCUCUUCUCAGAAGUCGGCUCUGUCCUCACAGAAAACAUUAGAUUCUUUGCCUGUUGCUGACAAGUUCAGGAAGAGGAGGGUGCCUGGUGGGAGGUUCCAAGCGCCUUCCGACUGGGAGUGUCUGAGCUGCCUGGAGAGGGCCAGUGGGCCCUGCCGCCUGCAGGGGGGUCCCAGCGGACAGGACAGCUCUGAGGGCAGGAGCCAGAGUGCCUUUCCCCAUUCUGAGGCCUCGGAGGCAGAAGAGCAGACACCUCGCGGCACAGGCGACGCUGGAGUGCCGUCUCCCAGACCACACUCAGUAGCUCCCCCUGGGAAAAGGGCUGUGCUGGAGUGGGCGCUCCUGGAAGCGCUCCUGGACCUGGUGGACAGGCACUGGAGUGGCUGCAAGUCCCUGCACAGCAACCAGGCCUUCCUCGCUCAGGCAAGGCACAUUUUGUCAUCUGUUCAAGAGUUUGCAGCAGCUCAGGACAGUUCAGAACUUGGGAAUGAAGAAAUCAGCUACCUGGCCCUUGAAAAUAAAUCCCUGCAAAGCCGCCUGGCUGAGCACCAGCAGCAGUACACCACAACGCUGAGCGAGGUGACGUCGCAGCUCAGCAACACACGCAGAGAGAUGGAUACCUUGAGACAACAUUUGGACAAGUCUUUGGAGGAGAAUAGUAGCUUGAAAUCUCUCUUAUCCAGCAUGAAAAAAGAAGUGAAGAGUGCAGAUGCUUCAGCUGCACUGAAUUUGCAGAUCUCUGGACUCCAGGCGAGUGUGAAGCGGCUUUCUGGUGAGGUGCUGGAGCUGAAGCAGCACUUGGAGCACUAUGACAAGACCCAGGAGCUCACCCAGAUGCUGCAGGAGAGCCACAGCUCCCUGGUCAGCACCAACGAGCACCUGCUGCAAGAGUUGGGCCGGGUGCGGGCACAGCACAGGGCUGAGGUGGAACAGAUGCACUGGAGCUUCCAGGAGCUCAAGAAGACCACGGCCCUAUUCCCGCCCCGCAGCGCCAGUCUUGGUGGCCGCCAGUCCUGCUGAUGCUGCCCAGAGCCGUGAUUUCUUUCACUGUCUGUCACAGCCUCAUGGUUUGCACCUUUGUCUUUCUCUACCUUCAUUUGCUGGUGAGAUCUGUCUCUUCUGUUUGUAAUUACCUUAUGAUUCUUGAAAGGUAUUCAGGGUUUAUAGUUCAGCUUUCUAAAAUGUCCUAAAAUGAUAGGAUGAAUCCUAGGCCUUUGCAUGUUAGGAGACAAAAACCAUGUUUGCAUCAAAUAUCCUAAGAUGAAGUAAAUGCAGUUUUUCUUCCUAACAUAAGAGAUAUCUAUGUAUAAUAAUUAAGAUGGUAACCUUUUGUGUGACAAGCCUUCCUCAAUAAAACUCAUGUUGUUCUGAAAAGUUAA
Messenger RNA from Marmota flaviventris (yellow-bellied marmot), 2303 nucleotides. RefSeq names its product centrosomal protein 72 (gene Cep72). The record is from RefSeq and is a predicted model, not a curated record. Gene Ontology annotation, biological process: regulation of protein localization to centrosome; spindle organization; centriole replication. NCBI's taxonomy places the organism in Eukaryota, Metazoa, Chordata, Mammalia, Rodentia, Sciuridae. Gene Ontology annotation, molecular function: protein binding. Gene Ontology annotation, cellular component: centriolar satellite.